Molecule: messenger RNA, 3658 nt
Organism: Harmonia axyridis
Lineage: Eukaryota; Metazoa; Arthropoda; Insecta; Coleoptera; Coccinellidae
Gene: swm
Product: zinc finger protein swm
Exons: 13
Coding region: 346-3246 (966 amino acids)
Biological process (GO): mRNA processing
Cellular component (GO): nucleus
Molecular function (GO): RNA binding; metal ion binding
Source: RefSeq, a predicted model, not a curated record
CUACAGAUUCUUAAGAAGAAAUCUGUGUUUUGUUUUAUGAUAGUUACUGUAUUUUUAGAACGUCUCUGCAAGAGAACAAACUCAUCUAAUUAUACAUCCAUCGUGGGUAAUCUUGAAUUUAUUGAAAAUAGACGAUGCAAAGGAAAAUUUAUUUUUAAUAACAAUCUAUCACAGUGACAUAUCUCCGUGUUAGGUUGGCAUUCCCACAAUUGUUUCUAUUUGUUAGAAGUUUGCUAAUGGCAAGCUGUUACCGUGCAUUGAAAAUUGAUGAAAAUAAGUGAAAUAUCAGAAGUACAAACGAAUUGAACGAAAUUUGUUGUUGUUGAUGUAAAAAGGAGUUGCAUCAUGAUAGUCGAGCAACCUGAAGCUUUCAAAAAUUGGCUAACAGCCGUUUUGAAACCUAUGUGUGAUGCUGAUCCUGCAGCACUAGCUAAAUACGUUAUUGCUUUGAUUAAGAAGGAUAAAGCUGACGAUGAACUCAGAAAGAGUAUGGUAGGACAGUUGGAAGUAUUUUUAGAAGAAGAAACCGAAACUUUCGUGAAUCUCGUGUUUCAAACUCUACAAACCCAAGAAUACAUAACAACCCCAGUGAUCCCAAAUGCCAAUCCGCCUAAUCCAAACAUAGUGAAAAAAGACAAAGAAUGUGUUAAAGAAAAAGUGAUAGUGCAACCAAGUGAACUGCCAAAUUUGAAUGAGCAGAUAAAUGGUUCUAAAAAAGAAUCCGAAAUUAAAAGAGAUAGGGAAGUUCGUGAGAGCAGAAAACCUGAUUGUAUUGACAAUAAAGAAAAAGAUGACAAAGUUCGAAGUACUCGUAGACGAGAGCGAUCAUCAUCUAGGGACAGGUUACGUUCUAGAUCACGUUCAUGGGAUCGUUCAAAGCGGUCUCGCAGUCGAGAUAAAUCGAGAGAUCGUUUAUCCCCAUCUCAUCGAACUGGUGGUAUAGAAAGAGAAAAACGAGAUCGACCACCACGCAUAUGGAGAAACAAAUCCCCACCUAUGAGGUCUUCAAGGUAUGAAAGAAGAAGGUCUAGGACUCCACCUUCUCCAUCUAGAAGUCCUAGAUAUCAACACAGGAGUGGCAGGUACAGAAAUAGAUCCUUGGAAAGAAGUAGAAGUAGAAGUAGGUCACGAUCGUUAGAAAAAGCCAGAAGAGAGACUGUAAAGGAAAAAGAUAGAGAACAUUCAAGACCUGGAACUCCCACUCAGGAUUCAAACCAUGGAGAAUCUGAUUUGAGACUGAACACUUCCACUCAAAGUUGUGUUGUACUUUCAACAAAAAGGAAAUGUCGCGAUUUUGAUGAAAAAGGAUUAUGUAUGAGGGGAGAGAUGUGUCCUUUUGAUCAUGGUGUCGAUCCAGUUGUUUUAGAAGAUGCAGCUCUUUCUACAGUACUAAAUUACAAUCCCAAUGGAGCCACACCGGAGAUACAAACCAAUAUACCACCACCUAUUUUGACAGCCCCUGGCCACCCGAUGAUGGGUCCCAGGGGCGUCAUACCCUCUGAGUACAAUCCUCAAGCUCCAUUCUUGAGGGGUUUCAGAGGUCCACGACCUCUAGGACCAGCAAGGUUACCUUCAAUGGCCAUGUUUCCCCCACAACCAAACAUCAAUCGUGAACUCAUUUCGGUUCCUGUUAUGGAUAAUAAGCAACCAGUUUAUUCUCCUGGAUACCCGCCUCAAUCCAACUUUAUACCCUUGGAAAAUCAUGAUUCCUUCUACCAUCAGAAGAAAAACAAGUUUGACUUCAAUCGCCUGGGUGCUCGGGCACCUAGGAACCUAGCAAAUUGUUCGCUAGAAUUAAAAAAGAUUCCGGCAGGAUUAAAUAGUAUAACUCACCUCAACAAUCACUUUUCCAAAUUUGGGAAAAUUACAAAUAUUCAGGUAAACUAUGAGGGGGACACUGAAGCAGCCAUAGUCACGUUUUCUAGUCAUGCAGAAGCCAGUGCUGCUUAUAGAAGCACAGAGGCAGUUCUCAACAAUCGCUUUAUUAAGGUGUUUUGGCAUAACACCAACAAUGAUGGUAAACAAGAAAAUGUCCCACCUAGACCAGUGAAGGAACGUUUGGGCCUGAAUCAGAUUGUUCCGUCAAAUACUAAUAAAGUCCUGAAUUUAGUUCAACUCAAAGCUGAGGAACCCAAGUUAAUUCCUCCAGGCAGUGAAGCUAACGAUGUCAAGAAUCACACGUCUGAAAACUCCCCUCCUACUAUUAAUAAAGAAGAGGCAAAAGCUCAAGCUGCUGCCAACAUCAAAAAAAGUCAGGAACUUUUGGCUGCCAAAGAAAAGUUGAAGAAAAACCAAGAUGAUAAAAGGAAAGAAGUCAUGAAAAUCAAUCAGGAUUUGAGGAAGAGGAAGCAGGAGCUUCUGGAGAAACAGCUUAGUCAACAGAAAAUUCUUAUUGAAAAGAUGGAAAAAUUGACACCUGGUCCCCAAAGAGAUCUUAUUAAAGAAACUAUUAAAAAAACACAAGAAUCCAUUGAAGAAAUCCGUAAAGAUAUUGCGCAGUCUAUCGCGAGUAAAAUGGCAGCACCACAAAAAAAAACUAAAGAGGAUGCCCAAAAAGAAAUCUUAGACAUUGAGCUUGAUUUAAUAGCCAAACAACAAGAAGGAGCUGAUGUCACUGAGAUUCAAAAGAAAUAUUAUGAGCUGAAGGCCAAAACCGCUAUGUUGAAGAGAGGAAGGGGAAGGAGAUAUAAUCCUAUGCAAAGACAUAGUCUUCUCAGUAAAAACAAUCUUUUAGAUAAUGCAGUGAAAUCUGCAACGAAAAUCGAUAGGACUAACUCAAAUACCAACUUACAUCCACCUUUUCAUAAAACAACCACACAUUCAAUUGAUCAUAGGCCUACCAGAAUAUUGGUCUCUGGUUAUGAAAUUGAAGAACAGGAAAAUGUUCUAGCUCAUUUUCAGCAAUUUGGAGAAAUUGCCGAAUACAUCACUGAUCCCACACUACCUAGUGUUACAUUCAAUUUCAAAAAUAGGAAGGAUUCAGAAGCCGCUCUUCUUAAAGGGAAACAUUUCGAGGAUCGUACACUUUCCAUUACAUGGUGCAGUAAUGUGCAACAUAACAACCAAAUGAAUAAUAACUUAACACGAAAAGUUGUUAUGUCUGAGACUGAAGAGGAACAGCUCAUAGAUCAAAGUAUUCUAGAUGCAGAUGAAGAAGCUAACGGAACUGAGCAAGAACUUCCAGAAGAGGUUCUUCUACAAGAUGAUGAUGAAGAUGAUGAUGAGGAUCGCUCAUGGAGGCGAUAGCCACAGAGAUGGUAUGGGCAACAACGACAGCUAGAUGUAAUGCAUUGAACUGUUUGCCAUAUUUCAUCAAGCUGUCGUCACUGUAAAAUAAAUUUACCCUUAAUUUCCACAGAAUGUAUUUUAAAAUGUAUUUAUAACUUUAUUUAGUCAUAUUCAGUUCUUUGAAUCUAUUGAAAUUUAUAUAUAUAUUGCUUGUUGAAUUGUUCCAACUUUUGGUUUUAGAAUUCAGAUUGAUGAUAUUCUUUUGUGAACUGAUGGUCUGUUUUGAUUGGGACAAUCUCGAGGGUUUUUAUCGGAUUUUCCUUAUUUUUAUCCUAGAAUUGGUCUCUUUAGGUAUAGCUAUUGAAGAAUUUGAGUUUUGUAAUUUAUCAGAACAGAUUUUCAGAAAGAAUUUUUGUAUAAUAUAAUGUUA